Drosophila elegans is the source of this 5469-nucleotide messenger RNA. RefSeq names its product UPF0518 protein GG24907. NCBI's taxonomy places the organism in Eukaryota, Metazoa, Arthropoda, Insecta, Diptera, Drosophilidae. The record is from RefSeq and is a predicted model, not a curated record. Bases 592 to 3741 code for a protein of 1049 amino acids. The transcript has 8 exons.
UCGAUAUUAUUCGUUAGCAGUUGCACAUAUCUAACUUUCUAUUUCCGUGCAGAUAAAAUUGUAAAUAUUUACUCAAAAUUGCACUCGAAUACCCAAAAAAAUAGUGAAAAAUGAUGCAAUAGAGAGUGGGUUUGUUGUCGUUCCACUUGUUAACAACAAAAAGUGCCACAAAUGCACCGAAUUCGAGCUGCAAAAACGCGAUUUUAAUCCGCAAAUCUGCGGAAGUGUUGGUACAAGCACUUAAUUUGUAUUUGUGAUUGUAAUUGUAAUUGCCAAAGUGCCAAAAAAAACCACGCAAAUGCUGCAAGCGUAAAAGCCUAUGUAAAUAGGGCUACAAAAUAAUAAUGGGCGUGGCGAGACGAUGCAUUGAGAGCAGAAAACAGCGAAGGCGAUGACAAUCGAAACCGAAUUCAUCAGCUCCUAAAUCACAAACAAAACAAGCAACAUUGACAUACUCACCACAAAAGCACAAAGCUGAGAUAAGAAAGUACCAGCACACCAAUUCAUGUCAAACGGAACGCACACCAAACAGUUAUCAGCGGACCAGCGCUACUAAACACCACCAAAUCGCACACAAAAACCUAUAGAACGAUGUGGCUGCGUCAGAGCAGCGGAGGCGUUGCCUCAGCCGGACACGGCGGACCACUACGUCAGCGUCCCAUCGAUGCCGCCACGGACUGCGAUCCGCGCGCCUGCUACGACAGCUUCUGCAAGCACUGGCAGCAGGCCUUCGAGAUCAUCCAGCACAGUGCUCCGCCCUCGCACGACGACGUCCUGGGCGUUGUGUCGCACCUGGACUACAUGGUCACCCUUCUGCUGGUCGAACUGCAUCACUGCAACAAGGUCUCGCUGCCGGCGGCCGAGGCCAGUGGUCCGCCCGCGGCUCCCUGCCUGGAAUUUCUGCUCAGCGAGAAUCUGCUGGACAAGCUGUAUGAAUGGGCUUGCACCACCGGCCGCUAUGCCAACGCCGUGCGGCUGGAGCAGCUGAAGCUGUACGAACUGCUCGUCAGCCAUUCGCGCCACCAGCUGCUCUGCCACGAGCCCUUCCUGCGUCCCCUGCUCAAGAUUCUGGCCUCCAGCCAGGGUGAGAUUUUCCCGCCCGAUCUGGAAAAGCGCCUCGUUAUCCUGCUGAACCAGCUGUGCGUGGUUCUAAUGCAGAAUGUCCAUUUGCUGGACCUUUUCUUCUUUUCCGCCCAAACGCAAGUGCAGGAGCAGAUUCUCAACGGUAGCGUGGCGGCACCCAAAAGUGGAACCACAACCAAUUUUAUUAUCUUCUCCUUGCUCAUCCCGUACGUGCAUCGCGAGGGCAGUCUUGGACACCAGGCCCGCGAUGCCUUGCUGCUCUGCAUGGCGCUCUCGCAGAAGAACUCCAACAUUGGCACGUACAUAGCCCAGUACUCCUCGAUCUGCCCCCUGCUGGUGACCGGUCUGGGUGGGCUUUACUCCCGUCUGCCCAACAGCAUCGAGAUCAGCUCCAUUGACUGGCACCGGAUCACACCGGACGAUGUGACAGAGAUCCCCGAGCUGACGCUCUUCAUGAACGCCCUCGAGUUCUGCAAUGCGGUGGUGCAGGUGGCCCACGAGAUGAUCAAACAGCAGCUUCUGGACUUCAUGUACCAGGGCUUCAUUGUGCCCGUUCUGGGACCGGCUAUCCUCCAGACACUGAAGGGCAAACAUUUUCAGACGAACAUCGACUCCCAAAUCUCGGCCAUGUCGUACCUGGACCUGAUCCUGCGCUCCAUCACCGAACCCGGCCUGCUGAGGGCCUUCGUUCGCUUUCUGCUCGACACGGAAAAGUUCGACGGCGAGCGCAUACUGGAUGCUCUGGUCGAGCGGCUGAACUCCCCCGAUGCCAAUCUGUGCAUGGUAACGAUGGCCCUGUUUGACACCCUGCUGGGGCUGCACUGCGAGGACCUAAUGCUGGAACUGCUGCUCAAGUUCAUGCUGCCGGGCAAGCAUGUGCCCAUCUCACAUCGCCACAAGAUCAACAAGAUCGAUCCGUAUCUGAACAGCAGUGAGUUCUUCCUGGAACUCUCGCCCGACGUGAUGAAGAGGGCCAGGGAUCUGGCCCGGCCCAAGAGUAUCCACGAACCGGUGGUAAGUGACCUGACGCCGCUGCCCAGUCUCCCAUCUCCAGUCAUGAGCAAGACAAUUGGAGCCAACUGGAACUAUUAUGGAGUGCACACGGGUGAUAGUUUGUAUGCGAAUAUCCAGGCGUAUCUCUUCGAGGCCCACUGGCGAAUUGCCCAGUGCCAGAGGGAUUGCCUCAAGUGGGCGAACAGCUAUCGCUACCAAAAGUGGCCGCGUCACGGGCAGGGACGAGUUCAUGCCCACGCCUUGGAACUGGCCAGGCAGUUCUUCAGCGAAUUCGGUGGCGGAGCUGUUAUGGCCACGAACGAGACGGGUGAGAAACAGCUGGACAGUCUGCAAUCGAUUGGCGAGUCCAGCGGCUACGAAUCCUUCAAGUGGCGGCCUGCGGACGAGGAGAGCGAAGCCACGGAUACAACGCUGGCCACCACAGCCAGCGAGGCAGAUCUGGAGCACAACAGCAGCAGCAUCAGCAGCGUGCUAGGUGGAUCCGGCAGACGAGAGGCCUGGCGCAUGUCGCAAAACAAUCGCAACGAGUUGCUACUGACGGAUCUGGACUUCUCGGAGGACUUGUUUGCGCAGGGCACCGUAAGCUUGGGUCCCUUUCUCAACGCCAUCUGGGGCAAACUGCAAACCUUCACGAGCAACUCGCUGUACGUCAAUCUUCACCUCACCGGGUUGAUCACUCGGUUGGCCUGGUAUCCUCUGCCGCUGAUCCACUCGCUGCUGCUGCGCUCCGAUAUCGCCAUCACCUCGGAUACGCCCUCCUUCCACCAGGUGCUGCGCAUACUCAAGCAACAGAUAGACGCCGAGCUGCCAGUGACAGAGGAUUCGCUGGAGAUCAUUGAUGUGGCGCGUUCCUCACUAAUUGAUCGGGAAUUUCGUUUGGCAAACGCGCGCAAGGGUAACGAGGGCUCUCCAAUGCAUCACAAUCAACAGCAUCAGAUGGCCACAAGUUCCGGGCAGCAGUCGGGGCAGCUGCGAUCUACCUAUUCGACUCUUUCGGCUGCCACGCCCGUUCAAGCGACGCCCACCAGCGCAUACGAUCCGUUUAAGCGCAGCGAUAACAAGAGGCGGAGCAUCAGCAAGUCCAUAACCAGCAUGUUCAGCAGAAAGUCGGCCUCCUCGUCGAUGGCACCGCCCAAUGGCUCCUCUGCUUCAUCUGGCUUAUCACAAAUUUACGCAUUCUUCACCGGAGCUGCUUCGAAUCUGGUGGGAAGUGGUGCCGAGGGAAGAGGAUUUUCCCAGGGGCAACCAGCCGCCGGGACAUGUGAGACCAGCCUCAGUACGCAGCCACAAGUGGGUGCAUCACGCACAGGAGCCACAGUGACGGCCACAGCGGCCUCUGGGAGCAGCAGCAACAGCAGCAUCGGUGGAUCCACCCAAACCCUGUCCGCCCAAUCGAACACCACAACCCACUCGUCGAGCACCAUGCACGGCCUGGAUGGAGGACCGACCACGAGUGGCUUUAACUCCGAGCCAGUGUCCCUCGAUUCGGUGGCCUCCAUGGGAAUCAUUGCCAGCACGAGUGGCACCGAGCGAUCCCGCGACCUGGCCCUUUGUGCGGUGCUCAUGGACGAGUGGCUCAAGGAGCUGGCGGCCAUUGCGCAGGAACAGAGCGUUGUGCUGGUCACGGAGCAGGGGUCUUUAUGAUCGCUUGGAGUAGAUGGCGAUGCAUGCGCUGCUAAGACAGACGACUUGUGUAUACAUUAUAUUACGGAUUUGUUGGCCUUUGUUUGUUUUAACGAGCUACCCUUACGAAAUUAUUUCUUUUUACCUGUUAAAUUAUCGAUAUUUAUAUUUUAAACAACCAUUUUAAACGAACAAUGAACAGAUUUACAAAUUAAUGCACACGGACUCAAACAAAAAACACUCACACACGCGUUAACCAAGCUAGAAUUUAGGUUUAAAGUUGUAAGCGAACUAAGACGGUGGAUUUUAAGUGUUCAAAUGUAAUCAAAUAUUCUAAUUAACAGCCGUAUGCAAAAUUUACAACGUUUUUAGAGAGAACUAUAUAACACACAUACCAUGUAUACAUAUGUAUUUUUGCAAUAUAUUUUAUGCUCUUAUGUACAUAUGCAAGAUCAAAUUACCCAAGUUAUGUAAAGCCAACUUGAAAGUAUUAAAUUGGUCCAAGUAAAUGCACAGCCAAGAAAGAUAUAUUCGUUUUUUCAGUUUUAAUGUUAUUUAACGAUACAGUUUGUUCUGCAGGCUAUAUAUUUUAUAUAUUUUUUUUUUGUUGGACUUCAACCUCGUUUGCUGAUAGGAUGCUGCAAAAGCAAACCGUUUGAUAAGUAGCUUAAGCCGAAGGAAAGAAAUUCACUUGCUUCAAUAGCUUUCAAUCGACAUGACCUGGCGGACGUCCUUACUCUUUUUUCUGGUCUUGGUGUCCACUUGUUGGGCAUCAAAUGAUCCAACUCCUGGUAGCCAUGUGAAAAUGCCGACUUGGGAGAACUAUGCGCCCUACAUAUUCAGAAGGAACCAAGUGACUUGUGUGGAUGGGCACUGGAAUAGGAAUAGUGACUUUACUUUCAACUGGCGCGUAGUGCUGCACUUGCUCCAUCGGCCGUAUAAAGUUUACAAUGCCCGUAUAGUUAGUCACUUAAAUGCUGGCUUCGUAAGGCCGAAGGAUGUGUGCUUUGAGAUUCCUCCUUAUGGCAACCAGAAAUAUGUAGUUCAUCUCUGGGCCCGCUAUAAUUUCACUGACUCGCCGUGGUCAAGCGAAUAUUACUCUUUCAACUUAUCCGUAGGUGCUUCCGUUCCCAAUCGCCCGCCGGAGUUUUUACCCAAUGGCUUUAAUUACCAUCUGCCAACGAGGGAACUUUUCGUCUUUUGGAAGAAGCUGGACGAAGUGGAAUAUGGCGCUCCAAACUUUACCUAUAUUAUACAAACGGACAAGGGCAAUAAGGCCUAUCUCGAAGGCAAAGAUUAUGCAGUUUUUUAUGAUUGGGAUCCCAAGCAAACGGUCACCGUUUCCAUUUGGAGCCAGAACUCCUUGGGUCGCUCGGCUAAUGGUUCGCAGCUUGAGAUUCCAGUUCUGACAGAUGCAGAGCGGCAUCAACCGCAGAAGUUGCUGUACCACUACCUAAACAAUUCCAUCACUUGGCAGCCACCUCAGGAAACGAAAGAACUCAUUGGGUAUACCGUCUACUGGUGCUCCUACUUCAGAUUCGGUAGUCGAUUCUGCGACGACGAUGGGCCAGUCAUGAUGGAGGUGGUCCCCGAAUCGCAGCAUCAGUUUAUGUUUAAAAACCGGAUGUAUAUGGAUAUGGAUGUUGCAUUUAUUAUGGCUGUGGCGGCGUUAUAUAGUGACAAUUCUGGCGAUGGAAUGCACUGGGCUUAUUAAACCAACUACUUUGAUUAAAUGUUUGAUUUCUCAUA